CUGGGUCAUAUCACAGCAUGUAUUUUUUUAAAAGCCAAGAAAAGAAAAAAAAGCCUUUAGUUUCUUAUACUUUCAAUUUUCAUUUGUCCUUCAUCUAACUCUGGAAUUCUUUUUGCAAGCCCAAUUACUUGUCCAGUACUACACGCUCACGUAUAGGAUGUUCUUAGGGCCAUACCGGAAUUUUUUGAGAAAGAAUGUCGAAAAAGCAGCUAAAACGGGAAAGAGUUAUGAACUCUUUUUUCCUAUGAAGCCUCAAUGCUUUUCUACAGCAGCGUUUUUAAGGAACAAUGAAUCUAAAAAUGAAGAAGUAAUUUUUGGAGGACAAUCUUUGGAUGAUUUAUUUAGUAAUAUUAAAAAGUCUAUGAAAGAGAAAAAAUCUAAAACCAUGGCUUCCGAAACCCGAAAAACGUCUGGCAAUGCCCGAAAAGCUAAUUUGGAGAAACUGGACGCUCGUCCUAUUAGGCAAAGAAGAAACUCUCUUCAAGGAAAUAAAGAACAGCUUCCAGGUUAUCAAGAAAGAAGAUCGAAUAAUCGUGUUGCUUCUUCUGGUAAAUCUGCUAUGCAGUCAAAUGAACAUUCAAAGAACGAAGGUGCUAACAUUUCGGAGUUCCCACCCAAAUAUGAGGGAAAUAAACAGCGUCUCCAGCCGUUAAACAGGGAAAAUUCUACUUCAGAGAAAAAACUUAGACCAAGCAAACCAUCAGCUGAAGAGAUAGCCAAUCUCGAUAUGUUGGAUUCUGUGAAGCCUGAAUCUGUACGCUCAGGAAGUUUUGAUCGAGCCUUGCAUAAAUAUGAUACAGCUACAGCUACUAAUAAUGGCACCUCAGUCAAACAUCCAAGAGCGAAGUCCAGAAAACGCUUGCAAAAAGAAGAAAACAUUGAAAUGAGUCACUUUUCAGAGACAGAAGAAACGUCAAAUUACGGAUCGAAAGAAAGAAAGAAUUUUUCUCGAAAUAACGUAAUUCACCUUUCUACUGUUCGCCCUCAACUUAUUCUUCCACAGCAGCUCGACGAAUUUGUGCCUCCUUCCACUUCGCUUCCCAAAGGGCUCGAGCUUAUGAAGAAACAAUUACAAGCAUCACUCUCCUCUCCUAGCCAAUAGUUUAAUCAUUUAUAGCUAAAUAUUUUCGUCUUAUAAUUUUCAAUGAUGACCCAAGUUCAGAUUAGACACAAUACAAUGUCUUUUCAAGGCUUUUUUAUUUCACAUAAUUGAAACCAUUUCAAGUAAAAUUGUACAAAGAACAUGUCGCACCUCGGUUAUAGAAUGCUUAUUCUUCAGUUCG
Molecule: messenger RNA, 1283 nt
Organism: Schizosaccharomyces cryophilus OY26
Lineage: Eukaryota; Fungi; Ascomycota; Schizosaccharomycetes; Schizosaccharomycetales; Schizosaccharomycetaceae
Exons: 1
Coding region: 158-1102 (314 amino acids)
Source: RefSeq, a predicted model, not a curated record